Carassius auratus (goldfish) is the source of this 2944-nucleotide messenger RNA. RefSeq names its product tyrosine-protein kinase Fes/Fps-like. Lineage: Eukaryota; Metazoa; Chordata; Actinopteri; Cypriniformes; Cyprinidae. The transcript is spliced from 18 exons. Bases 1 to 2481 code for a protein of 826 amino acids. Gene Ontology annotation, biological process: peptidyl-tyrosine phosphorylation. The record is from RefSeq and is a predicted model, not a curated record. Gene Ontology annotation, molecular function: ATP binding; non-membrane spanning protein tyrosine kinase activity.
AUGGGCUUUUCGGAGGACCUGUGGUGCCCUCAGGGUCACGCCGCUUUAAUAAAACUACAAGAAUCUGAGCUGCGUUUGAUGGAGGUUAUGAAGAAAUGGAUGACGCAAAGGGCUAAGAGCGAUCGCGAGUUCUCCGUGCAGCUGCAUCAGAUGUCAGCCAUUGUUGAGAAGCUGGAUGGAUCUCAGCCCGGAGGAGGUCUCGACUACAUCAGCCAGUUCAAUAAGUCGUGGAACGUGCUGGUCAGUCAGACGGAGAGCCUCAGUCGUAUCAUGCGCAAGCACUCGGAGGACCUGAUGGUGGGACCCCUCAGCAAACUCACCCUCCUCACCCGGGACAAGCAGCAGCUGAGGAAGACUUACGGGGAACAGUGGAACCUUCUCAACCAGGAGCUGUUCAGGGUCACCCAAACUGAGCUGGACCGGCUCAAGUCCAUUUACAGACAGCUAGUACGGGACGCGACACAGGCCAAAAGAAAAUACCAGGAAGCAAGCAAAGACAAAGAGCGUGAGAGAGCAAAGGAGCGCUACAUCAAAGCCACUCUGAAACUACACGAGCACCACAAUGAAUAUGUGUUAUCGGUGAAGGCCGCGCAGGUGCAUCACCAACUCCACUACGGCCAAAGCCAGCCGGCCCUGCUGGGGGCACUGCAGACACUGCAGGAGGAAAUGGUGCUUAUUCUGAAGGAGAUUCUGCAGGAGUAUUUCGAUCUGUCUAGUGUGCUUCAGGAUGAGGUGGUUAGUGUUCACACUGAAAUGGCCAAUGCCCUCAAAGCCAUCCAGCCAAAGACAGAGUAUGAGAACUUCAUCCAGCAGAACAGGUCGAGAGGAGAGGUUCCUGCAUGUGUGGAGUUUGAUUGCAGUUUGUUGGAGGACGCUGAAGAUCUGAAACCUGAAGAUCUGCAGCUCAAUGAGCUCACAGUAGAGGGGAUCCAGCAUCGGCUCACUGCUGUGGAGGAGGAGCUCCUGGGUCUCGCUAGUACUCUUAGUUCUCAGCAGGCCAUCGUCAACCAGCUUGAGCUGGAUCUGCAGAAGGAGGAGGGCUCUGCAAACACAGGCCAGAGGGUGUAUCAGUUCAGUAAGCGUAAUGCUCUGGAGGACAGCAGACAGCAGGUCGUUCUGUCCAUGGUGGCUCGAGCUCGUCUGGAUGUCCAGCGGAGGCUUCUGGCCGAUAAACUGGAGACUCUGGGGAGUAAGGAGGCUCCACCUAUAGGCCUGGAUGAUGAUCGGAUAUCUAUCACAUCCAGCAACUCAGAGCGUGAUAAAGACCAUAAGCUCCUCAAUGUGGAUGUAAUCGUGGGCCAUCUCAGCAGCUUGUUCAAGCCCAAGUAUACGGUUCCCCCCGCCUUGGCACCUGUGCCCGAGCUGGAGAAGCCCUUGACCCAGCAGAGCUGGUAUCACGGUGCCAUCCCUCGUCUGGAGGUGCAGGAACUGCUAAAGAAUGAUGGAGACUUCCUGGUUCGAGAAAGCCAGGGGAAACAGGAAUAUGUGCUGUCUGUGCACUGGGGCGGCCAGUGCCGGCACUUCCUCAUUCAGAGUGCAGACGGUGUGUAUCGUCUUGACGGUGAAGGCUUCCCCUCCGUACCGCUGCUAAUAAAGCACCUCCUCAGCUCCCAUCAAUCUGUCACAAAGAAGACCGAGAUUGUGCUGAAGAGACCUGUCGUUAAGGAUAAGUGGGUGUUGGAACAUGAUGAUGUCAUUCUUGGACAGAGCAUUGGUCGGGGUAACUUUGGCGAGGUGUUCAGUGGGCGCAUGCGUUCAGACAACACUCCGGUCGCUGUGAAAGCCUGCAGAGAGAAUCUACCCGCAGAGCACAAGAACAAGUUUCUAAUGGAGGCCAGGAUCCUAAAGCAGUAUGACCAUCCAAACAUAGUGAAGCUAAUCGGCGUCUGCACACAAAAACAGCCAAUAUAUAUCAUCAUGGAGCUGGUGCAAGGAGGGGACUUUCUUUCCUUUCUGCGCACAGAAGGCACCAACCUGAGGACCAAGAUGUUGAUCAAGAUGGCCGAGAAUGUGGCGUCUGGCAUGGCGUACCUGGAAAGCAAGAAGUGCAUUCAUCGAGAUCUGGCUGCCCGUAACUGUCUCGUCGGAGAGAGGAGCGUGGUGAAGAUCAGUGAUUUCGGUAUGUCUCGUCAGGAGCAGGAUGGGGUUUAUUCUGCUACAGGAGGAAUGAAGCAGAUCCCAGUCAAAUGGACCGCACCAGAAGCCCUCAAUUAUGGGCGAUACACCACUGAGAGUGAUGUGUGGAGUUUCGGAGUGCUGCUGUGGGAGACCUUCUCCAGAGGAGUCACACCAUAUACCAUCCCGCAAAACCUGAAUAACCAACAGACCAGGGACGAGGUGGAGAAAGGAUAUCGUAUGCCGGCCCCAAAUAACUGUCCGGGUGAAAUCUAUGCCCUCAUGUGUCAGUGCUGGCAGUACGAUCCGAGAAGUCGACCCUCAUUUCGCAAACUAAAGGCUGAUCUGUAUGCUUUAUGUCAGUAAAACGCACACACAAACACACACGUGGUCACACAUGCUAAUAUGUAAGUACAUCAUGUCUUACGAUGAGACCAAAGCAAAGAUUUAUUUUUUUUAUUUGUGUCAUGGUUGUAAAAAGCAAGUCUGCAUAUACAGUAAAAUGUACCAUUAGUGUUUUCUGACAGAAUACAUUGUUAACAAGAGCAGAUUAUAAUAUAUAUAUAUUAUUUUAUGAAUAUAAAUGAAUAAAUUAUAAUUUUUUUGAAGAUGACAUAUGACCUCAUGAACAUAAGUCUGUAUGUUUACCAGUAUGGAAAUACUGUAAAUAAACGUAAUAACAAUUAUUCAUAACAACUUUUAUUGAGCAAGUACACACUUAGAUUAAUCAAGUCACCAUCAUUUACUGUAUGUUACAACAAAAAAAUGAUUAUUUUAUACUGUUCUUUCACAGAAAUAUUAAGCUGAAUGAAUGUUUUUAAAGUUGAUA